Seriola aureovittata is the source of this 4956-nucleotide messenger RNA. RefSeq names its product protein mono-ADP-ribosyltransferase PARP14-like. The transcript has 7 exons. NCBI's taxonomy places the organism in Eukaryota, Metazoa, Chordata, Actinopteri, Carangiformes, Carangidae. The coding region runs from base 110 to 4039 and encodes 1309 amino acids. Gene Ontology annotation, molecular function: GTP binding. The record is from RefSeq and is a predicted model, not a curated record.
CGGAGAGAGCAGUCCUCCUCGAUCAGAAGACUGAUACAGUCGUAUCGCACACUGCGCUCUUCAGAUUGCAUAUUACACAUGUUUGUCUUCAUCUUUUCGCGGUAGGACGAUGGCUGAUAUUCACCAUUAUCCCGUUUUCUUUGAGUGCCGCAGCCUGCGCGCGGAGCAGAGGAAGGCAAUAGAGACAUAUUUCCGUAUUCGUCGCCGAUCAGGUGGAGGUGACUGCGGACCACUGAGGAGUGUGGACGAUAAGGUCUACAGUAUUGCUUUCAGAUAUGAGAGAGAUCAGCAAAAAGUCCUGGAGAGAGGCGAGCAUGUUGUGCAGCUCGCAGAUGGUCCUCUGGUGUUCACUGUCCGAGGCAGCCUGGACCCUCACACCCCAUCUCCCAUCACUCCAAGACAGGAUACAACAGCUUCAGCACAGAUCCCACAGUCUAUUCCUGCCUCAACUCCUCCACCAAGUGGUGAAGAAUAUGAACUACGACCUGAUACUUACCUCCUACGUUACCUAAAGGAAUGUCCCGAGGCCGGGGAAGAACUAGAGAAAGAACUUGCUUCUGUGGCCUGCUCUGCGCAGCUUUACCCAGAGGAGAGCAUGGUUUUAGUCAAGAGUUUAGCCCAACCUGGUGUUGUAGAUGAAGGUAGAAACUGGAAAGCUGAGGUAGACAAACUCUUUGAUGCCUACCUGUGCCACUAUGAGGUGGACCCUCACAAAGUCAAAGCUUUGCUUCAGUCCUGUAGUUCUCAUCAGACCACAGAUGAGGUGAAGGUGUACAGUGAGGGUGGGCUGGUUGUUGUGGUUGGGAAACGUUCUCAGGUGAAUGCGAGGUUGAUGGAUGUGGAGGAAUCAACUGUUAAACAUCGAGGGACACACUCAAUUAAGAGGCAAACCAGCAUUUGUAGACUGGGUGAGGCCAAACUCCGCCUCCUCUGGAAAGAGAUUGAGCAUGGUGUGGGACGAAAUUUUCCAGGAGUUAAGGUCACACAGGGAGAUGCAGGUCAGGUAGCUUUGGAAGGUUCUGUGGAGGAUAUUCUUAAGGCUGGAGAUUGGAUUUCUGAGAAGGAGAAUCUGGUGUUAGAAAGGACAGUUUCUAACAUGAGCCCACAUCUUCUGGCCUUCCUACGGAAGGCUUAUGGAGGUCCAAGGAUGCUAGGUGACUUUUUAGGGGUUGGUGACAAGGUGGAAAUAGAAUUACGAGACACAGAGCUAUGUGUCUUCUCCCACUCUGCUGAUAAACUGGAUGAUGCAAAAAAAGCACUGCAGGGUGAGUUCAAGGAAGUAAAGAUUAAUCUACCUACCUGCUCUGCUGUGCCAUCUGAGCUUCGGGAAAAGCUUAUGUCCAAGAAGAAUGAAAUGAACAAAGGGCAAUGUAGGGCUCAGGUCUUUUUUGGCUCAGACAGCGCAGUGUGCUUACUGGGUCAUGCCAGAGAGGUUGAAGAGCUGGGUGAAACUGUUAAACAGUUUCCUUUGCAAAGCACAGUCCAUCUCCCUUUCCCAGAGUUAGCACAAGAGUUACCAGAAUUUCUGCAGCAGCAUGGUUUUGACUAUUCAGGGGUUACCGUCCAUCCUUUAACCUCCUCCUCUGGACCCAUGGUGGUACUGGAAGGUCCAUCCAGCAAGGUGACUGAGGUCAGGGACAGGCUGGGUCUAUUUCUAGACUCCCUUGUUGAGGAUAGAGUCACCACUGACCUAUUGCCAUCUUUGAGUUUGAGUGGAGGUAACACAUUAGUUGCCAGCUACAGCCUUUGUGAUGGGCUCCAGGUGCUGGUGUGUCAGGGUGACAUCACCAAGCAGGAUGCUGAUGCCCUGGUUAAUGCUGCUAAUGAAGAUCUGGACCAUUGUGGAGGUGUUGCUGCUGCACUGAGUAAAGCAGGCGGUCCUGAAAUACAGAGGGAGAGCAAUGCCGUAGUAAAGUAUAUUGGGAAAAUUCCUACAGGUGAUGUGGUAGUGACCACAGGGGGGAAGCUUAACUGCAAGACACUGCUGCAUGCUGUUGGACCUGCAGCUGGAAGAGCAGGUGGCAGGGAAAGGUUCUUACUUGAAAAAACUGUCCAGUCUGCUCUGAAUUUGUCAGAAAUCAUGGAGUUGACGUCUAUUGCCAUGCCCUGUAUCAGCUCAGGUGUGUUUGGCGUUCCUCUCACUGUGUGCUCUGAGGCUAUUGUAACUGCUGUAAAAAGGUUUGGUAGUCAGGGAGGGCGGAGUCUGCGCAGAAUAAUCCUGAUAGAUAACAGAGGAGAGGUGGUGAGGGCCAUGCAGGAGGCAUGUGACAGGCUUCUCCAAGGGAUAAGUUCUGGAAACACUACACCAAGUGAGAAUGUGGAAUACCUGAUGGGUGCUGCUGCCGCCCAAGACACAGCGAAAGAAGCCAAUGCUGGAGAUCCCCGAGAUGGUGUCCAUGUUCAGAUUGUUCAGGGAACCAUUGAAACCCAGGAGGUGGAUGCCGUGGUGUCUCCUAUGGUUGGCCAUAAUCCUCUUUCUACCCGUGUUGGAAACACUUUGUUCGAAAUGGUUGGAUCCCAGCUGACUGCUAGGUUUAGAGAGGAAGCAGGAGAAGAUACGCUGCCUGGUGAUGCAGUUCUGGUUGAGAGCUUGUCUGGACUUCCAUCUAAUGCAGUGUUCUUCCUCAACCUCGCUCCCUGGGACAAUGACCCAGAAGGAACUGCAGUCGAGAUUCUGAGACUGGGCAUCAACACGAUCCUAACUUCUUGUGAGAGUAGAGGAUUUGCAUCGGUCACUCUCCCUGUACUCGGAGCUGGGAUUGCCCUGCGUUUUCCUAACAGUGUGGUAGCCAGGAUUCUACAGGAGGAAGUUCAAGCAUUUAUACAGAACCGAGCCAGUAGAACGCCAUUCCUGGUCCGAAUUGCCAUCCACCCAAAUGACACAGAGGCCUUCAAAGAAUUCACAAAUGAUAUUCAUCAACCAGACCAAGUGUCGACUACAAAGAGGAUUGUCCUGCUGGGAAAAACUGGAUCUGGGAAAAGCAGCCUAGCUAACACCAUAAUAGGAGAGGAAGAAACGUUCACCACAAACCAUUCUCCCAACUCUGGAACAAUUAUAUGCCAAACAGAGACCAGAUCUGUCAAUGGAAGAAGCAUCAAUUUGAUCGACACCCCUGGUUUCUUUGAUGCAAACAGGUCUGAGGAGGACAUGAAGCCUGAGAUAUUGAGUUGUAUCACAGAGUGCGCUCCUGGGCCUCAUGCUUUUCUCAUUGUGCUCAAAGUGGAUAAAUUCUCAGAGCAGGAGCAGGAUGUCAUCAGAAAAAUACUUCAGUAUUUCUCUGAAGAUGCUCUGAAGUAUGCCGUGAUUGUCUUCACUCAUGGUGACCAGCUCCCUAAAGGGAAGACAAUUCAAGAGUUUGUCAGCCAGAAUAAGAAUCUGAGUGAUCUGGUGAAGAAGUGCGGCGGCCGCUGCCACGUCUUUGACAAUAAAUACUGGAAGAACAAACAGCAGAAGAACUACAGGAACAACCAGUCCCAGGUAGAGGAUCUUCUUAACACAAUAGACAAGUUGGUGAUGGAAAACAAUGGAGGCUACUACACCAACAAGAUGCUGCAAACAGUGGAGGAGGAAAUAAAUAUAGAAGCGGGCCACAUUAAACUGUCAUCAGGACACCUGUCACCGGAAGAGGUCAGAAAACAGGCUAAAACUAUUGUGUCUGAUAGGUUUUUGGUCAGACUGGCAGGGACUGCAACAGGAGCAUUAUUAGGAGCUUUUUUUGGUCUGGCAGGGAUGGUUGGAUUAGUUAUCACAGCUGUGAAAAACAUUACGUCACCCCUGAACUUAAUGAAAAACAUUCCAGCAUUGAGAGGGACAGCCACAACAGCAGCGGCAGUAGGAGGAGGUGAGGUAGCAAUAGCAGCUGGAGCAGUGGUAGGAACAGCCUGUGUUACAGCAGGUGGAAUAAUUGGUGGUAAGAUUGGACUUGAUGCUGCUGAGGGAGCGAAAACACCAGGUGAGGCAGCACAGAUGGCAUAUGAGGCUGUUGUGGACAAGGCAAAAGCCACUUGGACGCAGAUCGAACAGAUGAAAAAACAUUAGUAUCACAUAUUAUUACUUUGUUAUUAGGUUGGUAUGUUACAGUUAUACCUAUGUACACAUCUACAAGACAAUAAGCAACAUUAGCAUUAAUUUGUCUUGUUUCUGGCCACCUGGCAAAUGUUUAUUCAGCAUUCACUCUCCUUUUAGCUCUGUUUUUGAUUCCACCUACUACGGAGGAAAAUAUUCUGCUCUUUAUUUGCUAAAUGCGCCACUAUGUUCACCAGCUCGCCGCUAUCAUUGUCCGUCUGUGAGACCGCUGCAGAAACAAAGUUGACAUGCAUUCGCGGCACCAGAAAACCUAAACAAUAACCUUUAAAGAGACUCAAAAGGCUCCACAGAACUGAGGGGAACUGCACGGUUGGGUGAUGAUGCUUUGUGGGUUUGUUUCAGAUCAUGUAUACACAACCGAUCCAUUGUUAGUUAUAAAAAAAAAAAAAAAAAAAAGAUCAGUGCAGCUCUAAAGGGACUAAUUUUUGAGGGCUGCGAACUACAACAGAAUGAAAACUGAAAAUGGUGGAGGGAAAUGUUAACGCUUUAAAAUCAAAUCUCUGUUAUUUCUACUUUUGUAAAUGACUUGUAAACUUUUGUAAUUGUCAUUUUAAUUGACUUUUGUAAUGCCAUCUUUAUAAAUUGAUAAUGUAUAACAAAUAUCAAUAUGUUGUAAGCAAGACCUGAUGUAUGAUUUGUUCAUUAUUAACAGGUUCAUGCAGUUAAUGAUUUAUCAUUAUAUGACAGUGAUUGUUUUAUAAAAUGUACUCUAACUUCAAGGUGUUGGAUUAGGAUUCUUUUUUUCCACUCAGCUCUUAUAUUAAGUAAGCCAUUGUUUAUUUGUUAUAAAUCAGAUUUUCAACAAUAAACGCAAUGAUUGUUUUUCUCAUUUGUUCAUUUUGUUGUUAUUAAAGUGUCGAGCUAAUUUA